AUGACCAUCUUCCUCGUCCCCAUCUACAUAGCGGAAAUCGCUAGUGAUGAAAUUAGAGGAAAACUCGGAAGUUUUCUGCCCUUUGCAUUGAGCCUUGGAAUUCUUCUCGCCUUCAUUUUCGGAGUCGUAAUGUCCUAUCAGAUGUUUGCUGUAUGCGGUAUGAUCCUGCCCCUUGUGUUCAUCAGCGGAUUUACGUUCAUGCCAGAGACACCAGUCUUUCUUUUGCGAAAAAGUGGGGUAGAGGCAGCCACGAGAUCCCUAUUGUGGCUCAGACACGGCGAUAAAGCAGUUGUCGAAGAAGAGCUUGCUCGGCUGAAACAAUCCAUUGAAGAUUCACAGUCUGUCAAGUCUGGAGGCUUCAGAGAUGUGUUGAAGAAUCGUGGAACUAUAAAGGGUUUCCUCAUCGCUCUAGUCCUUCUGCCAGGUCAACAAGCCAGUGGAAAUCCUGUCGUCUUUGCGUACAGUGCAACGAUCUUUCAACUGUCCGGAUCUUCACUGAGUCCAAACACAUCAGCUAUAGUUCUCGGUGCAGUCCAAUUAGCCGCAUCAUUCUUGCCAACAAUGAUGAUUGAAAGAUUUGGAAGGCGUGUCCUCCUCUUAUUUUCCUGCGGUGGAAUGGCCAUUUGUCACUGGCUUCUCGGUCUAUUUCUUCUAUUACAAACUUGGCAUUAUGAUUUGUGGUUCUGUAGGUGGGCCCCAAUUAUGCUUCUAUGCCUUUUCACAACCUUUUAUUCUAUCGGUUUAGGGCCCCUGGCAUACGUUGUUGUGUCAGAAGUCCUGAGUUCCGAAACUCGAGCAGUUGUUAAUUCUAUGGCAAUGACAGCCACGUGGAUUAUUGCCUUCUUAGUCGUUAAGGGCUUUCCUUUACUGGCUGAGAGUUCAAUUGGAAGCUACGGAUGCUUCUUCGCCUUUGGAUUUUCUUGCACAUGUACUUUUUUAGUAACGUAUAUCAUUAUUCCUGAGACUAAAGGAAAAUCGGUUGAUUACAUUCUCAGAGAGCUGAAUGCUACAGCGAUUAAAUCAGAAGAUGAUUUCCGUGGGAAUUCAAUUGAAAUUAAAUCGGAUACUUUUGACCAUUUUUUGCUGAGAAAUAGAAGUCUCAGAUACCAACAGCGAGAUAAUUUUUGCAUUCUUAUUAAAUUAUAUAAAUUACGAUCAAACAUGCCCAAGCCAAUGAACUUUAUCACUAUAGUAGAAUUGAUAAGAAAUGAAUGUAUACAUCUCAUAAAUGUCAACAAAUACGGGAGGGAGAGAAUCACAUUUAUCAUUUAUGACACCGAAAGCUGGCAGUCGAUUCAAUAUGCUGUGGGCUCUAAUCAUUUUAUUCUUUUAGUAAUCAACACACUGUUCGUCGUAUCUGCGACUGUGCCGGGAAAGUGGCGACAAUUCAUGGCAACAAUGAUCGUAAAUCUUGCACCGUUUCUGAGUGGAGUAUCGUACGGCUGGUGUUCAACGACAAUUCCAUCCUUGGUGAGGGAUGACACACCCCUGGGAACAACCCCUCUAACCGAUGAGGAAGCAUCAUGGCUGAUCUCAAGUCUGGCAAUCGGACCCUUAAUUAUCUUUCUGUUUAGCGCUAGUUUUUGUGAAAGAUUCGGUAGAAAGGCAACAGGUCUAGUGAUCGCCCUUCCCUCCACCACCUCCUGGCUGCUCAUACUAUUUGCUACCAAUUUCUAUCAACUCUUGAUCGCCCAAAUUCUCCAAGGAAUUGCCGCUGCACUGGCUACAUUCCACGCUCCUCUCUAUAUCACAGAAAUAGCUAGUGUUGAUAUCAGAGGACAACUCGGAAGUUUCUUCCUAUUCAGUGUAAAAAUUGGUCUUCUGUCUUCAUACAUUCUCGGUUCAGUGCUGUCUUAUCACGUGUUUGCAAUGUGCUGUCUACUCAUACCCAUCUGUCACUUCGGGGGAUUGUUGGUACUGCCAGAAACACCGGUUUAUCUAAUCAGGAAGAUUCGAAUUGAGGAAGCCACCAGAUCUUUGAUGUGGCUCAGAGGUAAUGAUAAGCCAGCUGUUGAACUUGAAAUAAAUAGACUUCGAGCAUCUGUUGACGAUAAGAUCGAUAUCGCUAAGUCAGCCAAUAUUAGGGAUAUAUUUACAGACAGAGGAAAUUUUAAGGCGUUGGUUAUUGCAGUGAUGUUAGCAAUUGGUCAGCAAUCAUGUGGGAUCAGUGUUCUGCUGACGAGCACGGUGGUUAUAUUCAAUCUAGCAAAGAGCUCAGUGGAUCCCUAUGUGGCAACUAUAAUUUUCGGGGUGAUGCAGGUAAUCGGUGCUUGGCUGUCAACAUUGACAAUGGAACGCGCAGGUCGAAGAAUUCUUCUUCUCGUGUCCUCUUCGGGAAUGGCGGUUUGUCACUGUAUUCUUGGAACCUUUUUGCUGAUUCAGAACUUUGGCUACGAUAUGUCAGCAAUCAGCUGGACACCAGUGAUCGUAUUAUCGGGGUUUAGUAUUCUGUAUUGCAUUGGAGUGGGCCCAAUCGCGCAUGUAGUCCCGAAUGAAGUGUAUAGUCCAGAUUUAGCGAGUAUUAGCAACAGCAUAACUCUGUUUAUCAUGACUUGCUGUGGCUUUUUAGUUCUCAAACUUUUCUCGGUGGCUGUUUCUGUCGUCGAAUUGCACGGCUGUUUUUUUAUAUUUAUGGUGUUUUGCAUGGGCACAUUUUUGUUUGCGUUUCUUAAUAUUCCGGAGACGAAAGGUAAGACACUUGAAUCCAUUCGAAAGGAACUUGUAAAGACGAAGAAAAAGCCGGAGGAAGUCGGUGAAGCAGUUGUCAUGCAGCCAGUGACACUCGAUAAAUGAUUAUAUUGAUAAUCAUUAUGGUGAACGUGAAAUUCAUAGGACUUUGGAACUCAAGGCAUUGCAAUUCCUUGAAUAUUUUCUAUUUUUAUUAAUUUUCCUGGGAUAUUAUGAAUUUUCAAUGAAAAAUUAUUGAAAAUUUCAGUGGAAUUGUUGCUUGUGAGAAGUGGCCACGACUGAAUUUUGAGUAAUUGAAAAAUAUUUAUGUCAAUCUGACCAGAAGACUAAUUCGAAAAAUAGUAGGAAUGUUUGAUUUUGUAUAAAAAAAUCACGAUAAAAAACCCGUAAAAUUGUA
Molecule: messenger RNA, 3085 nt
Organism: Diachasmimorpha longicaudata
Lineage: Eukaryota; Metazoa; Arthropoda; Insecta; Hymenoptera; Braconidae
Product: facilitated trehalose transporter Tret1-like
Exons: 10
Coding region: 1-2793 (930 amino acids)
Biological process (GO): transmembrane transport
Cellular component (GO): membrane
Molecular function (GO): transmembrane transporter activity
Source: RefSeq, a predicted model, not a curated record